UGAAAGCUGAACGACUCCGGCGCCCCGGGACCACAAUAGCAACGGGUCUGGCCAACUGUUGCACGACUUCCAAAACAACCAGGCUGAUACUUUCGACCGCCGGGGAUUGGAACUGCAAUUAGCAGAGAAAGUUACAAGGCUGAAGAUAUCCAGUCCUGCAGGUGAAAAUGGAUUUCCAGGCCUUUGCCUUGUGGUUAGGGGUCACUUUAUCACAUUUUGGUACCACAUUCUCUGAAAAACAAUGUAAGAUAAAGGAUCUGGUUGCUGAUUGCAGUCACAUGAAGCUCUUUGAGAUCCCUCCAGAUCUACCCGUCAAUAUCACAGAACUCAAUCUCUCCCAUAACCAGCUGAAGCAUUUGCCAAGCUCUGCACUAUCCAGGUACAAUCAGCUUCAGAUUUUGCAUGCUGGAUACAAUGUCAUUCCAAAAAUCGAUGGCAACCUCUGCAAAGUUCUGCCAUUCCUGAAUGUGUUAGCGCUGGAGCACAAUCAGUUAUCUGCACUUUCUGUACAUUACUUCUCGUACUGCAGAAACCUGACCGAAUUGUAUUUACAGUUCAAUAGAGUCAAGCAGAUCGCAGACGAUGUUUUUGGAAGCCUUCAGGAAUUGAGAAUCCUGGAUUUGUCUCACAAUGGACUGGUUUCUGCCAGUCUAGGAGUUCACCAGCAAUUACCAAAGCUGCAAAGACUGGUGCUGUCUGCAAAUAAAAUUGUGCAGUUGAAACCAAACGAUUUUACCAUCCUUAGCAAUACCACAUUAUACCAGUUGGACCUGUCCUUCAACAAGCUAACUCAGUUUGAACAUAAAUGUUUCAGCACAAUUGGAAGUUUACGCAGUCUGGUUUUAAACAACGUUGCUCUGCAGCAGGAUAUCACUAAGCAACUGUGUGAAGAAUUGUCAGGAACAGACAUUGCCACACUUUCUCUGAGGAACACAUACCUGAAAUUAGAGCAGAAUACUUUCGCUGGAUUAGCAAAAACAAAGUUGAUAACUCUUGACCUGUCCAACAACAAGUUAACCACACUACAGGGUAAUUUGUUUCAAUGGUUGCCUCACUUGGAAAACCUUUGUCUUGAGGACAACAACAUCAGACGUAUUACCAAUGAAACUUUUACCGGAUUAGGUAACUUAAAGAGUUUGAACCUUAGGAAAAGCCUCAAAGGACAGGACAUCUCAGACGAAGUACAAUCCAGCAUUGAUGACUAUUCCUUUCAAGGAUUAAGAAACUUAAUCUAUCUCAAUUUAGAAGACAAUACUCUAGGUAUAAAGGACCAUACCUUCUCUGGUUUAACAAGUUUGAAAUAUCUUAGCAUGUAUAACUGUUUGACAGAUUUUAAGACAAUAGAUAAUGAAACUUUUGUGUCGCUUGCCAACUCUCCCCUCAUUAAUUUAAACCUGACAAAAACAAAGAUUUCACGACUGCAGGCUGGUGCCUUUUCCAGCUUCAAUAAGCUGAAGAAACUGGACCUAGGUCUCAAUUCUAUUUCUCAGACCCUCACUGGAGAGGAAUUCCUGGGGCUGAGUGCAGUAGAGGAGAUAUACCUAUCAUUUAACCUCAAACUGACUUUAACAUCAUUGUCCUUUGUUCAUGUUCCUUCUAUGAAAGUCUUAAUGCUUAGCAAGUCAAAGAUUUCGACACUGAACUUUCAACCUUCACCAUUCCACCCUCUUCGGAAUCUCACAGUCCUUGAUCUUAGCAACAAUAAUUUAGCUAAUUUGGAUAAAGAUGUUUUUAGUGAGCUCCUGCAGCUUCAGGUUUUAAAGUUACAACACAACAACUUGGCACGUCUCUGGAAGAGUACUAAUCCUGGUGGUCCAGUUCUUUACCUUUGUGGUUUGAAGGAGCUUCAGAUACUUGAUUUACAAUCCUGUGGAUUGGAUGAGAUUCCAGAGGAAGCUUUCCAGGGGUUGCUUAAACUAGAUAUGCUAGAUUUAAGUUUGAACAACAUAAAUUAUCUUCCAGAUCAUGUGUUUGAUGAUUUAGAGUCUCUCAAGUUCCUACAUUUGCAGAAAAAUCUUAUUACCUCUGUUGCAAAAGAUGUUUUCAGCCAAGUGUUUAGAAAUUUAAUAGCUCUCUACAUGGGAUUUAAUCCUUUUGAUUGUACUUGCGAAAGUAUUUCCUGGUUUGUUACUUGGCUCAAUAAGACUAAUAGCAGCAUCCCUGGUUUGAAUAGUGAAUAUAUUUGCAACACUCCCCUGAGUUACCACAACAAUAGUGUUGCAUCCUUUGAUACAUCUCCCUGCAAAGAUGUUGUCCCAUUUAAGAGUGCUUUCAUAAUUAGCAGCAGUGUUAUAUUUAUAUUCGUAUUCACUGUGCUAAUGGUUCACUUUCAAGGCUGGAGGCUAGAAUUCUAUUGGAAUGUUUCUGUCAAUCAAAUGUUUGGAUUCAAGGAGAUAGAUCAUUCAGAAACCCAAUUUGUGUAUGAUGCUUACAUUAUCCAUGCCAGAAAUGACACUGAGUGGGUCAAUGAUAACCUGAUGCCUUUGGAGAAAUGCGAGCAAUUUGAAUUCCGAUUUUGCUUGGAAGAAAGGGAUUCCGAAGUUGGAAUUUCUGAACUGCAAUCCAUUGUGGACAACAUAAGCCGGAGUAGGAAAAUCAUCUUUGUCAUGACUGGGGAGCUUUUAAAGGAUCCAUGGUGCAGAAGGUUCAAGGUCCAUCACGCGAUGCAGCAAGUGAUUCAGCAAAGCAGAGAUGCCAUUGUUUUGAUCUUUUUGGAAGACAUCCCUGAUUAUAAAUUGAACCAGAUGCUUUACCUCCGAAGAGGAAUGUUUAAAUCACACUGCAUUCUUAACUGGCCUGCUCAGAAUGACCGAAUAUCAGCCUUCUACCAGAAGUUUAAGGUUGCACUUGGCUCAAGCAAUCGAGUACAGUAAUUUUAAAAAUGUAUAAAACAAGUAAUGAUGGGUCUAACGUGGGUUAAAAACUUAAAUGGCCUGUUUUGGGGGAAGGUUCAUACCAGAAGUCAGAAGAAAUGGGAAUCUUUUCCAAAUUUGCUUUACAACUUCAGUGAUCAAAUUUCAUUUCCAGUUACAUUAAACCUGCUGAAACAGUUGUCAAAGUGGCAGUGAACAAAAAUUUGUUUUGCUGCACAAAUGCAUUGGAGAUUAACUCAGGGGGCUAAUCACCAAAAUAUUCUUUGGUCAUCUCAACACAUGGAAAUCUCCAUCAGAUGAUUAGUUUCUACCAGUGACAUUGCAUACAAAUCUGAUUCAUAAGAAUGGCUUUUAGAAUGACUUUUAGAAUGAUGUGGAGGAGAAGAGAAAUUGUCAAACUUUCAUUAUAUGAUGAAAGCAGCAAGAUUGAAUCUUCUGAAACCAAGAAAGAAGAGUCACUUCUGGGAUUUUAAUUUAUUCUUUCUCUGGCAAGUAGGAAGAGGCAAGGCCAGGAUUUAUUGCCCAUGUCUAAUUGCCUCGAAGAAACCGAGAGUAAGAUGUCUGUUGAACUGCUACAGUGAAGGUCCUCUCACAGUGCGGUUUGGUAGGAAAUUCUAGGACAUUGACCAGUGGUGAAGAAGGGACGGUGAUAUAGUUCCAUGUAUGUGUUGUGGAAGGGAGCCGACAGACCAGUGGUAUUCCCAUAAAUGCCCCAUGGCCACCUGGAUUGAAAAAUUGCUGUUUCAAGAAAGGCUCUCAAAAGAACCUUGGCAAGUUGCUGCGGUGCAUUUUGUGGAUGGCAAACAAUGUAGCUGAGGUGCAUAGGUGGUGGAGAAAGUGACUGAUUAAGGUGAAAUAUGGGUCAGUGGUGAUAAAGUCAGCUUCAGCAUCUUGCAUUGUGUCAAGCUGCUUUAAUGUAAGUGAAGUUGCAUCCAUCUAGCCAAAUGGAGAGUUUUCAUUUACAAUCCUGAACUUGUGCCUUCAAAAUGGGGGAAAUGGCUUUGCGGAGUUGGGGGAAUCAUUCAUUGUAGGAUACACAGUAUUUCAGUGGCUGUUCCAGUUAAGUUUCCAGUUGACGAUAAUCUCCAAAAUGUUGAUGGCUGGGGAUUUGAUGAUAAUAAUGCCAUUUAAUGUCAUGUGGAGGUGAUCUUGUCAGAGAGAGUUCCUGUUAAAAAGGGUUAAAAGCAUCUGUACUAUGUUGUGUUCUGGCUAAAACAUUGGUACAUUUUACUUUACAUAAAUAUCUGUUAAAAUAUCCUUUGUAAUUAAGGGUGUGCUAAUAAUUAGUGUUCUAGUAUUUCUGUUUUGAACUUACGUUUGAAGUAUUAAAUUCCCCCAAAUCCAUAAUAAUUGUAGAAGAAGCAAAUAUAACAAGGUAGAUUGCCCAUCUGUCAUACUAGCGACAGCUGUUAUAAAAAGUGCUCCAUUUUUAUUUCAAUUGUACUUAACAGAUUUUGAAACAAUCUCCAUGAACCACAGAGACAUCCCAUUGUUUUGUGCCCUAAAAUAUGUGUAGUUGAUUUUCUCAAUUGCAAGUUUACUAGUCUGAGUACUACCAUAAACAGGAUACUGCCAAGAUCAGACUAAUGUGAUGGUCAUUUCCACCACCAUCAAUGCGAUGUCACCAGAGACAUACCCUCUGCUCCCCUCCUCUCCCAUUUCUGCAGCUCACUGUUUUAUUCUUCCCUCUCUAACAACACACACUUCCCUACUCUCAGCAAUUUCAAAUACAACUAUUGAAGAUGCAAGACCUGCAUUUUUUUAACCUCAUCCCUUCCUGCCAUCCUUCCAAUUCAGAGUACUGCAUUCAGUAUUCACAAUGUGGUGUCCUCUACAUUGGAGAAACCAAAUAUAAUUUAGGUGACCACUUCGCAGAACACCUCCAUGCAGUCCACACGGGUGAUCCUGAGCGUUCAGCUGUCUGUCACUUUAAUUCUUCAUUCCACUCCCACUCUAUCUUUGGCCUCUUACAUUGUUCCAAAGAACCCAAAGCGAGCCACAAUGGCAUCUCAACUUCUAACUAGGCAGGUUACAGCCCACAAAUCACAACAAUGAAUUCAAUAGCUUCAGAUAACCAGCAUUUCCAGUUUGUAUUAGAACUGACUAGUUCUGAUAAAAGAUACUUAAUCUGUAAUGUAACUCUCUUUGUCUCUCUUCACUGAUCCAUAUAUUUGCAUCUAUAAUUUCAUAUGAUCAAUAGAAAAAGUAACUACCCUUUUUUUCUUGGAUAUCAGGGUUUAUCAACAUCGUUUAAACAAACAUUGCAAACUUUUUAAAUUGCACUGUGAUUUUUUUUAUAUAUUUGCCAGCUUUAUCUGCAUUACUUAAAUAAACACAUUUAACCAUUC
Molecule: messenger RNA, 5221 nt
Organism: Pristis pectinata (smalltooth sawfish)
Lineage: Eukaryota; Metazoa; Chordata; Chondrichthyes; Rhinopristiformes; Pristidae
Gene: tlr3
Product: toll-like receptor 3
Exons: 5
Coding region: 168-2873 (901 amino acids)
Biological process (GO): toll-like receptor signaling pathway; immune response; inflammatory response
Cellular component (GO): membrane
Molecular function (GO): transmembrane signaling receptor activity; protein binding
Source: RefSeq, a predicted model, not a curated record